AUGUCAACCAAAUCAAAAUCAUUUAAAUCAACUAGCACCACCAAGAAGUCCAGCACCUCAAAGAAAUCUUUUAACCCAACCUAUAAGGUUAUGAUCACUAAGGCUAUUGAACAUUACAAGGAUAGAACUGGAUCUUCGAUCAUUGCUAUCAAGAAGUACAUCGAGGAUCACUACAAUGUCAAUCAGACUGCGUUUCACACAAAUUUGAGGUUGGCAUUGAACCGUCUUGUGGAGAACAAUUCUCUCGUCAAAGUCAAGGUAAGCUACAAACUCCCGCCGAAGUCUGACACUGCUAAGAAGUCAACCACUGCUGCCGCUGUUUCUACUCCAGUCAAGAAGUCAACUACUACCGCAAGCAAGAAGGUCGACCCAAAGAAGAAGGCAUCAUCCACUAUCGCCAAAUUUGUUUAA
Messenger RNA from Heterostelium album PN500, 411 nucleotides. RefSeq names its product histone H1/H5 domain-containing protein. The coding region runs from base 1 to 411 and encodes 136 amino acids. The record is from RefSeq and is a predicted model, not a curated record. The transcript has a single exon. Lineage: Eukaryota; Evosea; Eumycetozoa; Acytosteliales; Acytosteliaceae. Gene Ontology annotation, biological process: chromosome condensation; negative regulation of DNA recombination; nucleosome assembly. Gene Ontology annotation, molecular function: nucleosomal DNA binding; double-stranded DNA binding. Gene Ontology annotation, cellular component: nucleosome; nucleus.